Paramecium sonneborni is the source of this 278-nucleotide messenger RNA. The record is from the annotation of a GenBank genome assembly. NCBI's taxonomy places the organism in Eukaryota, Ciliophora, Oligohymenophorea, Peniculida, Parameciidae.
AAAUGCAGUAAGCAUCUUAACAAUAAUAAAGUUCAUGGUCAAAUAAUGAAGAAGUAACUGUACUAUAAUUUAGAAUGACUUAGAAUAAAAUGCAGAUGGAAAUUUAAACAAACAUUAAGAAGGAUCACGAAAAAAGAAGAAACAAGAUGAACAUAAAUAAUUUGAGGAAAGAUUGAAAAAUAUUCCUAUGAGCUAAAAACCGGAUUCUAAAGUAUAUCCAGAAGAAUGGGUGAAUAAGUGGAAAUAACUGUUGCUAAAAUAACAAAAUAAGAAAUGAC